Messenger RNA from Mauremys reevesii (Reeves's turtle), 1441 nucleotides. RefSeq names its product HscB mitochondrial iron-sulfur cluster cochaperone (gene HSCB). NCBI's taxonomy places the organism in Eukaryota, Metazoa, Chordata, Testudines, Geoemydidae. Gene Ontology annotation, biological process: [2Fe-2S] cluster assembly; protein complex oligomerization. The record is from RefSeq and is a predicted model, not a curated record. Bases 47 to 742 code for a protein of 231 amino acids. Gene Ontology annotation, cellular component: mitochondrion. The transcript is spliced from 6 exons. Gene Ontology annotation, molecular function: ATPase activator activity; protein-folding chaperone binding.
UGUAGCUGGUCUCGCGGGGGCUGCUGGGAGUUGUAGUUCUGUCCCGAUGUGGGUUGUGCGGAGGGGCCAGCUCUGCAGGGCGCUGUGGGCCUCUCAGGCUCCAGCCGCCUCUUCUCGGCCCCGUGGCGCAGAGCCCGGCUCUCUCCCCGGCCCACGCUGCUGGAGUUGUGGCAUCCCUCUCCCCGAUCGUGGGGGGCUGCCUCGCUUCUGUCCGGCCUGCCAGGCCUUGCAGCCCCCGGAGUCCCAGCCUGACCUCUUCCGCCUUAUGGGCUGCAAUCACUCAUUCAACAUCAAUGUGCAGCAGCUACAGCAGCGAUUCCGGAGCUUGCAGCGCUCCCUGCACCCUGAUUACUUCAGCCAGAGACCCCAGAAAGAGCGGGACUUUUCUGAACAACACUCUUCCUUGGUUAACAGAGCCUACCAAACCCUUCUAAGUCCCUUGAGACGUGGAUUGUACCUACUGGAGCUGAAUGGAGUGGAACUGGCGAAAGGGACAGACAGUGACAUAGAUGUGGAGUUCCUCAAAGAAAUCAUGGAAAUCAAUGAGACACUGGCAGAACCUAAUAAUGAGGCUAAAAUAGAAGAGAUUGAGAGUUUCAUUGCAGUUAAACGAGAAGAAUUGACCAAGGAUGUGAGCAAAGCUUUUGAAAGAGGUUUGCCUCACAUCACCUGCCAGGAAGUAUGUGGAUCCACAACACUGCCUGCAAGACAAACUCUCUCACCAUCUUCACUACCUGAGUGACAAUCGCUGCCUGAAACUACCAGCCAAGAUGAGACCCUUGUUCCCUCAAGACCUUGUUCUGUCACCAGGAAACCAGAAGUAUUGUCUUCCCUAAUCAUCAAGAUUGUGGCCUAACAAUGGAACAAGACUCUCUGGAACCCUUCUAGUUCCAUUAAUCAGUAAAGGCAGACCAUUCAAAGAGGUGUCUCACCCUGACAGUAGAAAUGAGCCCCAGCCUCAAACCAUAGGCAGUAACUGUUGGUCCAUGAUGCUAGUUUAAGAUUCAGUUGCUUAACUUGCAGUCCCAAUCCAAAAAACAGGUCCAAAGAGUGGCCAUGUCUGUGAGUUGAUCCAGUAACUACCUCUGAUAGGCCCAUGGCUCUCAUGAUGUCCAGGAUCCCCUGUCCACCUCUGAAGAUUCAUCACCUACAUGAAGAUUGCUCUCAGUGAUUUGAAUCCUUCCCUGUAUUUCCAUAGCCACCAGGCUGAGGCAUGUAGUCCCCUUACAAAGGGACUUGACACUGCAGCAGAGCCAAUGGUACACUAAAAUCAGUCCCACCUUAAUCCCAUCUGGGGCUUGCAUGCUAAAUGGACACAUACUCUGUCAGAUCCAGUUUGGAGACAACUUCCUAUAGGGGAUGCAAUCAGGUGCAAGGAUAUUUUGUGCCCUAGGCAAAACUUUCACCUUGCGCCCCCCACUUUAUAAACUUUCAAAAAUGA